AGGUUCACAUCACAACCUAUAAGUGCAGUAUAAAACAUAACCAUAGAAUAUUAGUACGAGAGAAAUAUGUGUUUGUAUUUUGUGUUCCUCGUCGCCAUUACUACCAUGACGUCGGCCUUACAGCUGCCACUGAUCGAGGUUUUCACUGUAGCCAACAAAGACUAUACUAUCAUUGACUUUAUAGACAAGAGCUACCAGCCUGUUUUAAUUCCCUGGUCCCUGAGGCGUCGUGAUGUGGCCGCCCUCAAACCUUGGACGUUCCCGGCUCUUAACACCAGCUUGGAGGCAACCACCACGUUCUGUGUUGCCUCUGAGGGAUCAAGAGCAGUGAAAGAUUGUAUAGGAAAAGGCGAGAGAGACGAAGAAGGUGAACGUGAAGAAGAUAGCAAGAGAUGUACAAGUGAGGAGGUGGAUGCACAAGUGUCGCUGAGGAGGUUCGGAAAGGAGGGUGAGGGACGGUGGGGUCACGCCUUCACCACCAUCACUAAAGACAUCGGGUCAGCGGUGGUGGUGCCAAGGUUCCUGAACGACGCUGACCUGACCUCUGUUGACCUUACGCAAACAGGCUUACACCACGUACGUCGGGGGUGGACGAGCCAGGUCUACGAGAAAGACACCACCACCAGCGCCUCCGUCAUGUGUGUGGUGGAGGGUCGCCUCUCACUCACCCUCACGCCCUUCACACUAGCCUGGGAUCAACUCAAGUGUGGCCCGGAGGUGUGUGAGCUGUCCGCCACGCCCACAGAGGAGGAGAAACUGAACUCGGAGAUCCACGCCUUCCUCACACACGCCUCCGUCUUACCCCGCGGCUGUCUCUACAUGCCCCCAGAAUGGCAGUGGUCCGCUGAAGCUCCUGUCGACACCACCUGCCUCUGGUUCACUUGGCAGGAUGAUCUUGUUAUUCGAGAGGACGUCCUCAAUCACCUCUUCUCUCCUGAUGAAGAUAGUGCCUCUACGGACGAUGAGGUGGAAAAACCCUCAGUAGACAAACCUGGAGAACAGAAGAAAAAGCAACGAGGAGCACCUGAGGGUCAGCCACGAAAGGCGUCCUCUACACUGUGGGAGGCACUGCCGAAGGGCCACAAGCGCCCCCUCCUGCUGUGGGGGGAAGAGAACCCCUUUUUUCACUUAAUCCGUCGCUACCUACUGUCUGACCGUCACCUCCUCCUCCACACCUUCCUCGACCAGUUUCCCAUUGACAGGAUCUUACUGCCUGAUCUAGUGGACUGCCCUAGGGAGUGCCUGACCACCGCCACCACCAUUUUCACUAUCCUGGACACGGAUGGUGAUGAAGUACUGACGGCAAGGGACGCCACCUAUCUGACGCAGGACACCUUCUCCUCCCUCACCCACCACCUGGAUGACCUGGUGGACGAGCUGAAGGACCUCGCCAAGGAUCAAUGGAAGGAUGUCAAGGAGACAACUGAAGAUGCCAGACAAGAGUUCUUGAAGCGGGCUAAGGAACGGAUGGUCGCUUCGGCUAUUGCGUCAGUCAACCGCUGGAAAUCUGGAGACCUGGAGGGCGUGGACGAGGAGUUACUGAAGGAGAAUCUACCGGAUAUAUACGCCCAGAUCCUCACUGCCAGGGAAGAGACUACUGCCGCCCCUCCGCUUUCUUCAACAGGUCGGGAGGAGUUGUAAGACGCUGCCCACCCAUGAUCUCCGCCUCUCUCCUCUGAACUCUCACGUCAUCUGUAAGGUGUGUAGACGUUAUACAGAACACCUCAAUAUACUGACUUAACUUUCCGAUAAAUAAGUUCCUAGAAGAUUGAUUAUUGACAUAAUUGUUAUCGACAAGUGCUGACAAGUGCUAAAACGUGGCUACAAGUGUUAAAAACUGCCGACAAGUGCUAGAAAGUGCCGAUAAGUGCUAAGAAAUGCUGGCAAGUGCUAAAAAGUGCUGACAAGUGACGACAAGUGUUGAAAAGUACCGACAAAUGCUAAAAAUUACCAUUAAAAAGUACUGACAAAAAGCUGGUGGUGGCUGCUGUACCUUACGUUUAAAGAAACCACAUCAAAACUCGUAAGAUAGGAUGAGUUUUUUCGUAUAAUAUUUGGCUGUAUAAUUAAUUCACAAGUGAAAUCUAAAUAUAUACUUGCAAUUUCAGAUCUUAAAUGUACGAUGAUGAGAAUGCCAGAGAAACGUACACAGUAAGUCCACUAACACACACACACACACACACACACACACACACACACACACACACACACACACACACACACACACACACACAC
Messenger RNA from Homarus americanus (American lobster), 2235 nucleotides. RefSeq lists its product as uncharacterized. The transcript has 9 exons. The record is from RefSeq and is a predicted model, not a curated record. Lineage: Eukaryota; Metazoa; Arthropoda; Malacostraca; Decapoda; Nephropidae. Bases 67 to 1641 code for a protein of 524 amino acids.